AAUUUCUUGCAGCCUAGGCCAUAACAUAUCUACUCCGCGUAGACUGUAGACGUUUCAGUCUGCUAUUGUCUCGUAUGCGCACAAGCCAAAAGGAGAAAAAGAAAACAGUGAUGCGUCUUCGAACUCCAAUCAGGGGAUAAUCACCUUUAGUACUCGGAUCCUGGCUCAAAUGAUAGACAAUUCACCCGGCUCUAUCGUCUUUUUGACGUAUCCACAAUCUCCUCCCUCUGGUAUACUCCAAGUAGCCGCUUGUCAGGGACAAAGCCCACCACUAUGCGUCCAUUACUAGUGCUAUGCGCAGCUCUUGCAUGUUAUGCAGGAUUAUGCCCUGUUCAGGUUCGUAUAGAUUAUCCAGCGCAUCCACAUGGCUUUCUCCACUCUGAAGUAUAUGAUCUAUAUCCUAUCUGCUUAUAGCCCUCAUACUCCAAGCUGUCCUUUCUAGAUACGCCAUGCUAUCAUUUUUAAAGCGGUGGGUGGUGCCCAACGUCACGCCAAUCCUCCUCAUCGGCCUCUACGGCUAUGUAAUGUACAGUUUUUGCCACGAGCUCGCAUACAAACUCAUAUACCUCCAUUACGGCCUCCGCGCCUUUUAUCUCGCUGCAGUUGUCGUGUAUUCGCUCCUAGCGGCUAUAACUCUCGCUCUCUGGUUUCAGUUAAAGUUUUUAGCUGACCCAGGUACGUUUGCUCCGCAGCAGCACCUCGAUAACAUCGAGCAGACCCCGUAUUUUCUCAGCGAUCCCUACGGGUUUCCCCUCUUUUGCUCUAGCUGCCAGUCGUACAAGCCGCUACGGGUGCACCAUUCCACAAACCACGGAAGGUGUGUGGUAAAAUUUGACCAUUUCUGCAUUUUUCUCAACGCAGUGGUGGGCUAUGCCAACUACCCGGUGUUUAUCAAGCUCCUUGUGUGGUUCACCGUCAAAUGGUUGUUUGUCCUCAUAGUGGAUGUUAUCUUCGUCAACAGAGUAUUCACUGUGGACCGCCACGUCAAUAUCCACUUGAUUGCAUUGGCGAUUGCCUGCGGCUUCUGGUUGAUGCUCGCGGGUGGGCUCCUCGCAUCCAACCUCCUAAAGUAUAUUGGUGCCAACUUCACCACCGUGGAGGAAAUAGCGAAACGCAAACCCCUGGACCUCCAUCUCAGUGUGGUGGACGGGUCGCUGCGAAAGGUGGUGAAAAUCGAUCCCGACCUCCGUAGCUCCCUCUUCGACACUCGUUCGUUCAAACAGAACUGGAACCAGGUAUUCUACUGCUACCAGGACCGGAAACUGGGCUCGAUAGCUAGGACAGUCGCCUACAUACUUCUCCCAUUCUUUGACCCCUGGUUUGUAACUAAAACCUUUGUGCAAAACAAGCGCCAUGCCGUCACUAUAUGGGAGUACAACGCCAUGAGCAACGUGAAGAUCAGUGACGAGUCCUGGGAAAUUAUCCAGCAGAAGCUUCGACUGGAUGAUCUCUCACAGUGCUGGGUGCUGUCGAUGAUGCUGCUGAAGGAGAUGACGGAUCUAGAAUCGCCCAGCACCGCGGACUUGAAGCAGCGUCAGGAAUAGUGUAUAUAGUGAAUACAAGCGGGGGAAACGGGGAACUGUUGUGCUAUAUAAAUAUUUGAUAUUCAUAUCUAGUGGUUUUUAUUGUAG
This is a messenger RNA of Babjeviella inositovora NRRL Y-12698, 1631 nucleotides long. Its product is annotated as palmitoyltransferase. Lineage: Eukaryota; Fungi; Ascomycota; Pichiomycetes; Serinales. The transcript has a single exon. Gene Ontology annotation, cellular component: Golgi apparatus; endoplasmic reticulum. The coding region runs from base 450 to 1544 and encodes 364 amino acids. Gene Ontology annotation, molecular function: protein-cysteine S-palmitoyltransferase activity. The record is from RefSeq and is a predicted model, not a curated record. Gene Ontology annotation, biological process: protein targeting to membrane; peptidyl-L-cysteine S-palmitoylation.